UGAUGCGCAAUCGGAAGCUACUGUGUUCGCAGGCACCAGUACACAUAUUGGAUUUAUCCUUCAUUUCUAUGGAUUUAUAUCAAACUUACCGUUUUGGAUGAUUUCAUGAUAUUUAAAUUAUUGUCAGCUACUUCUUUGUUUUGUGUAUGAACCAACAUGACGGAUGACCCAUACAACCGUUUCAUUCCGCCGCCGGAGGCACCUGUUUUCACUCCAACUGAGGAGGAGUUUACUGAUCCGCUGGGAUACUUGGACAAAAUCCGACCUAUUGCCGAGAAAACUGGGAUCUGUAAAAUAAAACCUCCACCGGAUUGGCAGCCACCAUUUGCAGUUGAUGUGGAUAAAUUCAAAUUUACUCCCAGAGUUCAAAGGCUCAAUGAGCUAGAGGCUCAAACUAGAAUCAAGUUGAACUUUUUGGACAAGCUUGCCAGAUUUUGGGAAUUGCAGGGCUGUUCUCUUAAGAUUCCUCAUGUUGAAAAGAAAUUGUUGGAUUUGUACAUGUUGUACAAGUGUGUUGAGGAUGUUGGAGGGAUGGAGAUACUGUCCAAGGAAAGGAGGUGGUCCAAGGUGGCCACCAAGAUGGGAUUUCCAUCCGGCAAAGGUGUAGGGGCUGUUCUCAGGGGCCACUACGAAAGAAUCCUUUACCCCUUCUACCUGUUCAUGAGGGGUGACUCCUAUGAAGCGAUAAGAAAAUGGCACUUAAAAGAACAAAAUGACAUCAAAGAUCUAAAGACAAAGACAUUACAGACUAAAAAGGAAAAGGUGGUUGAAGAAGAAUUCAAAGAUGACAAAGACGAUAAGGACUACCGUCCUCAUGGCAUAGCAGCCAAAUCUGCGGCAGGCAGUUACCGACGCCUGCCCAAGAGAGAGAGGGCCCUGAAAGAGGUCUGCACCCAGGCACAACAAUCUGCUCCCGAAGAGUCAUUAGAUAUUGAUUACUCGGUCAAUUCUGAGUUGAAGAAAUUGCAGUUUUUUGGAGCAGGGCCCAAAGCUGCUGUUCCACCUGUUCCUAAAGGUAAUUUGCUCCUGCUAAUUAUCAUUGCAUCAAAAAUUAAUAUAGAUUGA
This is a messenger RNA of Mizuhopecten yessoensis (Yesso scallop), 1065 nucleotides long. Its product is annotated as lysine-specific demethylase 5D-like. The transcript has 8 exons. Gene Ontology annotation, molecular function: DNA binding. The record is from RefSeq and is a predicted model, not a curated record. The coding region runs from base 157 to 1065 and encodes 302 amino acids. Lineage: Eukaryota; Metazoa; Mollusca; Bivalvia; Pectinida; Pectinidae.